Molecule: messenger RNA, 2130 nt
Organism: Nasonia vitripennis (jewel wasp)
Lineage: Eukaryota; Metazoa; Arthropoda; Insecta; Hymenoptera; Pteromalidae
Exons: 7
Coding region: 263-2101 (612 amino acids)
Source: RefSeq, a predicted model, not a curated record
AUGGACACAUUACACAUGCAGCAGACGUGAUCACGCGAUAUUGCUAUACUUCGCCAUUUGCCGACUCGCGUUAGAGAUGAGAUCGAUAUAUGUUUAAUGAUAUAAAUAAUUUAUUUAUUUGUAUUCGGUGAUAUAUAUAUAUAUAUAUAUAUAUAUAUAUAUAUAUAAUACCUUGUUUAAGAGCGGAUAAUGGCUCAGUGUUUCACAUGUUAAGUGAGAGUGAUGUUUUAAAAAAUAAUUAUUUUAAAAAAAGACAUGAAGUAUGCAUGCUUGCAUUAAAUUUGUACAUGAUAAUAACAAGUAUCAUUGUGUGCUGGUAUCACAUAUAUUCUACAAAAAAAAUGAUGUACAAUAUAUCACACCUUUACACUUACUAGAUUAUGAUAGUACACAUAAGUAUUAUAUUUUACAUGAGAAAAACCAAAGAUAUCCAGGAUAUAUUGUAUGUCUCGGAGAGUCGUUAGAAGAAGUCCAAAGAAAGGCUUUAGAUAAACCAAAGAGGUUAAUAUUUCCAAAAAAGUUUACUUCGAGCGAGGAUGAAAAGAAAAUUGAAGGCGAUGAUAGUAGAAACCCCGAAACCAAUCCUAUUAAACUCAAAGUAUCUAAGAAAAUGGCACAGAAAGAGAAUUCAGUGCGCGUUAUAGAAAAAUUUAAGAGUCAAUUUUUGAUCAGAAAUCGCACAAAUUUAACUCUUGCUAAUGACAGAGUUAAUGAAAAUAUUGGUAGUAAUAACAGAGAUUUAACUCGUACAAAUUACAAUAGCAACUUAAGAUUAAAUGAUGACAGUCAUGAUAGAGAAACAACUCUUAUAAAUUCUACAGAUAAUCAAAUUAAUGAAAACUAUAACAGUAAGCUGCUAAGAGCAAACGUGGUAAUUCACUUGGUGGAUUGCGUAAAAUCCUCUCCACACGUAACCAAAGAAAUCACUAAAGUAAGCAACAGAAAGGCAAGAAAAAGUUGUUCUAAUUCCAUCUCUCCGACGCAAUUAGAAAGGCAUAAAAAUGUUUCAAACCCUGGCUAUCGUAAGGACAUAAUACCACCCAAUGAGGAACCUCCAUAUGAAACGCAUCCAAAUACUGCUUCCACUAGCAUACAAGAACCAAUGGAUAGCCCAAGACUGUCACCUCCAUUUGGUAUGCUUCCUGAUCUUUCCACAAACCAAAAAGUACCAGUCAACCAUACUCUACAAUCAGCAUCUCCACCUCCAAUGCUUUCUGAUGUUGCUUCCACGAGCAAAGAAGUAUCGGAACAUAGUCCAGCAUCAACACCUCCAUCUGUUCCAGAAAAUUUAUUCCCACUUGCCGGACAAACAUUUUCGAGGUCACUGUCACCCGCAUCAAAUACAAAUCUAACAUCGUCUUCAUCUUCACUACAUUUACAGCAAUUUCGUGACAGAUUCAAACGCUUAAGAGAAGCAACACCAGCGAUUGAACCAUCACAAUGUGCAACACCUCGAUCCUCAAGAAGAAGCCCACAAACACGUAAUGGAUCAGAGAGACAGACAUUAUGUUCAGAAAAUCAAGAACAUAACCUCACAGAUCCGAGAUCACCUUCAGUACAAUCAUCUAUUAGAGAAACACACAGCAUAUUAUCUGACAAUGGAGCUGCUAAUAUACCAUGCCAUUAUUUAUACACAUACAAAAAACAACUAUAUAAGAACUACAAAAAAAGAAAAAUUGAUAUGCGUCAGCAACAUGAAGAGGUGUUAAAAAGAUAUGAAGAGAUGGACGGUGAAAUGGUAUACCUAGGUGAAGGAAUCCAAGUUGGAAUUAAGUCGUGGCGCAUAUCUAAAAGAAAGAAAUACACCUGUUUCUUACGGGAUAUAGGAGGCUAUUUAUGGAAGAAGCAUCAGCUCCCAACGCGAUGCCUUGAUUUGUCCAAAACCAAAAAGGUGUUGCCUGAAGGAUAUCAGUACAAACUUUGCUCACCUCGGAAAGUGGAUUUAUAUUUGAGUUUGUAUGAUGAUUACCUGAAAGAGAACAGGAAGUAUAAAAACAUGUCCGACGACGAAAGGGACAUAAUGAUCAAAAACUCAACGGAAGUUCUUACUAGCUUGAUAAGGGAUGAAAGGGAUGCGUUCAUUAAAAAAAACAUUUUAUAAAGUGAAAAUAAAAUGUGAUAAACUUAAAA